AUGGUCAAGAGUAUUCGUGUUGUGCUUCAAAAAGUUGUGUCUACGACAACAAAUUCGUUGACCAACAUCGAUGUGACCUGUCCCCCAAACUGGACCCAACACCCGUCCUAUAAGAACGUUUGUUACCGUCUAGGUACCACCGCGGGAAUCUUCACGUCAGCCACCGCGGGGUGUGAAGCUUUCCUGAAUGGAUCCACGGUGGCCAAUGUGUACAAUCUGGAAAUCCACAACUUUCUCGCAGAUGGACUUUUGUCACUAGGUCAUGAAUAUUACACCGGUCUUAAACAAGUAAAAGGAGAGUCCGUAUUCACAGAGCUAAACAAUGAACUUCUGGGGACAUGGAACAAAUGGGGUACAGUCACAGGGGGCACGUGUACUGUGUACUCCAAUGAGGGAGGGGAGUGGGUGUGGCACACCAACACCUGUGACCAGCUAUGUCAUUACAUCUGUGAAUACAUUGUACCUACGCCAGGUCAGUUGCCCUUGGUGCUGGUUCCUGUUGAUAGUGUGCCUUUGUCGGGUCGUCUUGAGAUAUUCAUAAAUAACAUGUGGGGAGGUUUCCGGGAUUCAGGGCCAAAGGAAACGGUCGGCGUGGUGUGUCAGGACCUAGGUUAUCUACCAGAUAUAGGCGAGUCGUGUGCAGGUGCAACUUGUGGUACAGGCAAAAUUUGGUAUGAUAAGGUCAAAUGCAACGUAGAUUCUGCCAACAUGUCGGAAUGCCUCGACGGAGCCAAACUUUAUACCAGUGAUGACCACUCCAAAGACACAAUCAUCCGGUGCAAAGACACAACAACGGCCAAAGACACGACAACGGCCGAACACACAACAGCAGCUGAGGACACAACAACAGCUGAAGACACAACAACAGCUGAACACACGACAACACCACAGAAUGUUGUAACAACAGACCCAAUCACUCCUCAAGAUAACGUCAGCGUUAUAUAUCAUAACGUCACAACCACAGUGAACGUCACUGUUACUGAAUUUACAACAGUUUUCGCCACAACAACUCUUUGGGUUACAACAUCAGCAGUUUGUUGGUUCAGUUCUUCAAUUGAUGCAACACCGACUUCCACUUCUUCAUCAAGUAGUUCUGUUUUGUCAACAUCUACGUCGACUUCAACAACAACAACAACAACAACAAAGACUGAAUUAAACUACAAAGCCUUACCUGUGAUGAAGUCAAAAAACAGUGCCAAAUACUCGACGAAGACCCGCCAAGACUACAGACCGUCUGCUCAAGUUAUUGGAUCGUUUGGAAUCUUUAUUGUCGUCGGAAUUCUGGCUGCCAUAGUCGCCUUAGAUUUGGGAACUUUGGGAAAGGAAGUCAGUCGUAUUUGCAAAAAGAGAAACCGGAAGAAAAGUGCUGAUCCGAAUAAAAGCGACACUGCUUUAGAACUUGCCAGAUUUUCCCCUUCGUCUAUUAGAUCGUUAACCAAUAUAAGUAUCAACACUUUAGCGAAAAAAUCAUACGUGAAUACGAAUUGGCGUGACUGAAUAUCUGUAGUUGUAUUAAAUCAUUAACACGAGGCUUGCCUCAAAGCAUCUAUUUGAUAGUUACUGUAAUUGAGUUGAAUGCAUUCUUUGGUUCAUUGCGACAAACGAUAGUAGUCUUCGAUGAAAAUAUUUAUCCACUGAAAUUUGCUUGCUUUUAUAAUUAUUGAGUGAUAAACAAAUGCGCAUUUGAAGCGCAAUAUUGAUACGUUUAGGAAUACGUAGGAAUACGUUUUUCCUUAGUGAAUUAGAAGAUGUAAAUUCGACUGAGUAUCAAAUGGAUGUGAUAAAGCUGGAUUUGAUUGAUGUUGACUUAUUUUAUACUUUAGAGGUUCCUAAUUUUUCUGAAGAAGUAUAUAAACACAGCGAAAAGCACGCACUGCCGACUUGCUAG
Messenger RNA from Magallana angulata, 1888 nucleotides. Its product is annotated as serine-rich adhesin for platelets-like. Lineage: Eukaryota; Metazoa; Mollusca; Bivalvia; Ostreida; Ostreidae. Gene Ontology annotation, cellular component: membrane. The coding region runs from base 1 to 1497 and encodes 498 amino acids. The record is from RefSeq and is a predicted model, not a curated record. The transcript is spliced from 8 exons.